ACCGGCGACCCUCGCGAGGGGUGCACGUUUCACGAUCUGAAAACUCCGCUCGAUCUUUUCCAAAGUAGUGCAAUAACGUUACGAAUUCUUGCAAUAUCUCCUUGGUCGUGUAUUUAUUUUGUUGCUUUGUUCUGUUAUUUAGUAUUUAUUUGACGUUGGACUUGUGACAUCUCGGUUUAUAAUCGUUUUAAUUUUGAAAGUUAUUGCGUUUUGGAAGACCGCAUAUAGCAAAUUACGUAUAAGAAAUCUGUCUCGUAUCACGACAAUAACCUGGGCCUCUACAUUAAGACUGGUCGUACUGCGAGGCACUUGAUGGCGCGGUGACGCAGCAUGCGCCGCGAGCACAUCGCCGCUCUCCUGCGGCUGCUUUUUAUAGCAGGUGGUGCAAGUUUUGUGAAUCCAUACGCAAACGAGGAGCGGGCGGAGGUAACAGACCUGAGCCAGGUAUGGGUGGAGAUCCCCAGGAGUGUGGUCGCUCUGGGGGGAGAUGUCCGUGUGUCAGUACACGGCGUCAGAGACACCGGCGGCUUGAGGGUACGCCUCGCGCGAGAAGACGACGAAGAUCGAACCCUCCUCGCCACCAUGCCACUAGCUUUAGACUCCGAGAGCCGCAUGACACUACCGUGCGGCUACUUCCCUAGAGGCGGCAGCUACUAUCUAGAAAUCGUAGCAGAUAAGGAAACCGUCCUUGACUAUGACAACACCACUGUCAGAGUUAGGAGGGACUUAGGUCAAGGUGGAAUUAUGGAAACUGGAGAUAGUGUGGUGAAGUCCUGGAAAUUUGACGUCCUGUGGCCUAGCGCUAACCUGGACGUGACCCCAGAACGGAUUCAAACAUACCCGGAGAGACAGGUGACGGCGAUCCUAGAGUUUCCGAAGGUAGUUUGUACACCCUUGGAAGAUGGCGCGGACUUUUGGUUGGAACUAUUGUAUUGUGGACACUCGAGUGGAGGCGCAGUGCUUUGUGAUGGGAAGAAUAGUAGCUCCCAUGCUCACGUCCUGUAUUCAGAACAGAUGCAUGGCUUCCCCGGUCGACGUACAAUGACACUCAGGUGCGAACUAUUCGGUCAAGCGGGGGACUACGCCCUCACUCUGAGACCAGCUGCCUCUGCGGGUCCGCAAGACUUGGCGGUGGCUUUUGUUAAGGCGGAUUGGUCAGAGCAGUUCGUGUUGAACGUUCACGGAGGGUCAGUGUUCCCGUGCGGUGAUGGAGUCAGGGUGUUGUUCCAAUAUCCCGAGUGUGUGCUGGAGGGGGCGGACCGAGUGCGAGUGUUCGGACGAGAAGCGGAAAGAUUAAGAUACGUCGCCGAGAGGAGAGUCAGGAGAGGUCAACACACAGCUUCCUUCGAUUGUAGACUGUUCAGUGAACGUUAUCCAGAGUACUGUUUCGUGUACGUCUCCCAGGCGGUUACCGGCGCGGUCGCUGAUGUUAGGAUGGAUUGUUUACCCACACUACCACUAUCAGAUGGCGGCGCUGGAGGAUGGGGUGAGUGGUCUCCAUGGUCGGCCUGCCCGGCACCAGCUCAGUGCUCGACCCGCACGAGGAGCAGACACCGCUUCUGUGAUUCACCGCCUCCCGCGUACGGAGCCAAGUUCUGUGAGGGUCAGGCGGUAGAGCUGGCGGCCUGCGAGUGUUUGGCGCGUCCCUGGGCUGGAGACUCGUCGGUUGUGGUGGCGGAGGUGGGCGAGCGAUGUCGCUGUGGUUGCGUGCUUCACCUGGCGCCCGCCGCGCGUCUCCUGGCUGGAUCAGCCCGAGCCUGCCCCGCUAGGUCCUUUUGGUUGCUGCAGGCAGAAGAAGGUUUGGCCGUGAGAGUCAGUUUCGAGUCUGUAAAACUCCCGUGCAGCGGCCAGGCUCUGAGAGCGAGGGAUGGAGACUCCCUGGGCUCGCCUCUCUUGGCCUCGUGGGACGGCCCGGACACCUCAGCUGUGGUUGAAGAGUACGAGACUACCACCACCAGCGGUGUGGUGGAGGUCGUAGGUGGUAGACACGUGCUAGUGGAGCUGCGUUCAGGGGACCCGGGAGAUGGGGGGGACCUGUGUGCCGGAGGGUUCCUCGCACACGCUACACAGAUAGAGCCGAUCCGUAACGCGUCGGCUGCUCGGUCUCCCCUGAGGUCCUGGUGGGCUGGGGGCGGUGCUGCACGAGCGGCGGCCGCGGCACUGGCUGCAGCGGCGGCUCUCGCUGCCUUACUGCUGGCCGCCCACUCCGCGCAUCGCACACGCGCUUACCAGCGAGCCGCUGAUAAGGAAUCACUCACCGAUAGUGACGCAUGUUCUCUGUCCCUGGAGCUGUGUGCGAGUGCGUCACGUAGCACUCUAAUGUCGGAGGCUGGCGGGGCAUCUCUACGACGUCUGUUGCCUACCUCAAGGGAGAAGGGUCGCGGAGAAGCACUCAGGGACGAAGAAGACCAGACAUCAGAUGCAGAGGUCGAGGGUGACAAUGUGAGUGUUGGCAGCGCCAUCAGUGCGACCAGUCAGGCGACCAUCACGCCAGAGAACGUGUCAUCUAGCAGCGCCCCGGCUGGCCCUCCCCCGGAUACACAGCAUGCCACUACGUCUCUGAGACGAUCUCGUACCGUGUCCUCUAACAACGUUCAAGUUGCCAGCAUGUCAUUACCUCAAGAACCUUCAACGAGUCAACUGACUGCGGAGAGUACGAGCAUCACCAGCAUAAGUGAGAGGGAUAGCUGCAGCGAAAAAGACAAAAACAGUGCGUGGGACAAGGAUAGAAGUGUUAGCAGAGCUUCAUCUUCCACUUCUGCUGCCACUCUUACUAAUGGUUGGUACUCCCCUGCCCUGAGCGGCGUAUCAUCAGCUCGAGUGCGUGACAACCCUAGCCGCAACCAGCACGCGACUGCCUCCAACCCUGGUUCUAAAGCCAGCAAGGACUGUCGUAACCGCCGUCUCCUCCGCUCUGACCUCAGCCUCGCCUCACACGCUGAAAUGGAAAUAGACUACUACGACUAUGAGGUCAACAAUGCUGGUUCCGUUCCAGGCUCUUAUUUAGGAAUGGAUCCAGCAUUCCUAGUUUGGAUUCCACCUUUAGAUGAAGGAGACAUAAUUAAGGAGAUUGACGACAAUAUGCCUAUAUAUGAGGAAAUUCUACCUAAGGAAUUGCACCCGGAUCCGGGAAGCAAUACGGAAUCACCAGAUGAAGGACCUGCAUUAAGUACUUUGAAGAGUAACUCAGACAAUAGAUCGAACAAAUCAAACGAAUCAGCAAAAUCGGUCCGAAAACACGAAAGAGGCAACAUCAUUCACCCCUUAAACUUCAGCAUAAGCGAUCUGCAAAAUGCACCAAAACUCGCUAAAAUUAAUAAAAAGAAAAAAGAUGAUGUUUUCAUUCCAAUGAGAGAUCUCACUCUCACUAUGUCACCGGUGAAAGUUCACAGAAGAGAAAAAAAAUCUGAAUACGAUAAUUCAUCGACGCUCAAAAGAGUCAAUGACUCCAGAGAAAAAGACGACACUCUGAAACGAACAACGAACUUCAAUGACAACAAGUUUGCGGAUGAAAAUUCUGAUUCAUCCAACGAAAUACAGUUCGCGGACGAGUCUCCAGACAGCAACAGAUUGGCUGACAAAUACGGAGUAAGAGCAUAACGCAUUAGAAACGUAAUAAACACAACCCUCACCCUCGAUAUUAGUUUCAAAACCAAUAAUAUAAAUUCAAUAUCACUAAUCAUCUCACUCAACCACCAAACGAAAACGUUAAAACGUUAUCUUAGGAGUAUCUUAAUAUUUUCUGCGAUUCUCAUCACGACCUUCUCACAACUAUAAAUGCGUGUAACAAUUAGUGUUUCAAUCUAAGGACCAAAGAUGUUAAAACUGUCUUCAUCCAUAUCAAAAUCAUAUUCAUUCUAUAUUUGUAAAGACAUUUAAAACACAAACGAAAUACGAGUAUAUGAUCUUUCUAGAAGAAUGUAUAAUAGAAUAGUCGAUCAAUAUUAGGUACAUCUCGUAUCUUCAUAGACGUGUCCGUUUGCACUGAAACAAAAUUAUCAUUUCAUUUCAAAAUUAGAAGACUGAAGUGUUCGGGCAGUGCAAUAUGAGUUGCUGUAUUAAUUAUUUAUUAUAUAUUAUAAAGAUAAAGUGCUAAGUUGAACGCUUAACGUCUACUUAUUUAGACGCGACUUCUUAACUUGGGAGUUGUAUUUCCUUGGAUUCGGUUACCUUAACUCGAUCUUUCCUCCUCGGAUCUGUUACAGACAGUCCGAUGUUGCUGUAGUUGUUACCGAUGUCUCAUCCCAUUUCAGUGAAUAGGAUAUAAUAAAUAAUGCAAAUCUGCUUUUAAAAUAUUUCUUCGUGAACCCAGAAGUUACAUUGGAAUUCCUAUUGGAACAGCGGGCUCAAAAUGCUUGUGACUUAUGAGUUAAAAGCAUUUUACUACAAUGAUUUUAUUAUAAUAAACUAAUAUUCUACAAAUAAAUCUAACUUCCAUGUUAUUGAUGGAACCUUUAUGGCAACCCCAACAUGUUCAAAUCACGCCUCUCUCUGAAAGGAUUCCAAUCGAGCGAUUAAUUAACUAAAAUCGAUAAAUUUUAUAAGCAAUAACUUUGUAUGUAUACAAAAUAUAUGUCCGUAGAUAUUUAUUUCACUUGUAAAACCUCAGUUUAAGUUCUAGUCAUUUAAGAGUAAGUAUUUAAAUGUUAUUAUAAUAGAAAUAUUAAAAUAUUUAUUAACAAAAAAAUCCUUAUGUUAUAACCUGCAUUAUUUCUUUGUACAAUACAUAUUCUAGAAUUAAGUAAAUUAUGAAGUAUUUUUUUCGUUUAAAAUGUAUGUUAAUGUUAUAUUUUUCUUAAUUUUGAUACUUUUUUUAGGUAAUAUUUCUUUACAGUGGACAGACAUAUACAAUUG
Molecule: messenger RNA, 4854 nt
Organism: Danaus plexippus (monarch butterfly)
Lineage: Eukaryota; Metazoa; Arthropoda; Insecta; Lepidoptera; Nymphalidae
Gene: gogo
Exons: 19
Coding region: 331-3600 (1089 amino acids)
Cellular component (GO): cell periphery
Source: RefSeq, a predicted model, not a curated record